Porites lobata is the source of this 16134-nucleotide messenger RNA. The record is from the annotation of a GenBank genome assembly. Lineage: Eukaryota; Metazoa; Cnidaria; Anthozoa; Scleractinia; Poritidae.
CUUGGGUUUCAUUCGGGAUUUUUUGGAUAACCUUGAGUUCUCAAUUGUAUAAGACAACUAAAAACCGUAGCCCCUCUUAAACGUAAUGUUGUCCACGAGCACUGUUUGUCGUAGGAAUGUCCUUCAGAGAAAACAGUAUUUUAAACCUUUAACGCUGUACUGGAGGUCGCAGAGAACAGAGGCAAGGGCACUAGACAGCCAAGAAACCUUCAAUGGAAUGCGUGCUUUCGAAGACAUUCCAGAACCUAAUAGCUUUAAGUUUAUGUACGAUCUUUGCACGAAAACCGAGCGCUUUACCAAAGGAUUCAAAGUAACUGAGCGCUUGUUUGAAGAACUUGGCCCUGUUUACAAAGAACGCUGGACGCUGACUCCCUUAACAUCUGUACAUGUUAUCGAACCAGAAGAUAUCGAGAAAGUAUUUCGUGCAGAAGGAAAAUAUCCUCGAAGGCCGAUAAUAGAUGUCUGGCUUGAGUAUCGCAAACGGAGGAAUUAUUUUCCAGGGCUAGUUUUGGUGUAAGUAAACCAUUUAUUCCUUUAUACAAUAAAACUGAUAACUCGUGUUCUUUAGCACCGAUUGGGGAAAGUAAUUCAAUUGCAUAAUUACGUUGUCUGACACGGUAUCCAUAGCAAUUAAGACCACUAUAUGAUCAAUUAACAAAACUACUUGGAGAACGAUCAAGGGCAGGCGUUCGUGGGCGGCUUGACUUGACAAAGAAAAUUAAGGCUCUUUAUUUAUAUAAUUAGAUUUUAGUUUUUUUCGACGUUCAAAAAGUACUGUCAUAACUUGACGGGGUGGGAGGUGUGGCGGGGACGGGGAGACGUAGCGAUUUCAUAGCCGGAGGUAUAUAAUAACCCACAGUGCUGUAAAAGUUGAGGUUAUUACUUCUGCUUGUGGUUCAACCUUUGUUUUUCUUUGUUUUUAUACUGCAUAGCACUAUUGUUUACUAUUGUUUUGAGCUCAUAUACAAAUACGGUUUGGGGCAUAAUGAUUAUGCAGAUACGGUUUAACAAAGGACCAGGCCAAAGACAUAGUUUAUUCACCCCCGAAGCGUAUAUUCCUUGCGGUCAAUGACUUUUCCUAUAAAAUGGUCCCAGACUACCACAUGGCCCUAGUUUCUUUUCUUUUCCUUUUUUCUUUGCGAUUGAAAGCAUGUUUAGAAGACAAGAUGCCAUGAUCGUAAGCAAUAAGUACCGCAUUUCCUUAGCCUGUUCCAAGCGUUCAGAUAGUGGAGAGCGGUGCGACGUUAAGAAAGCGAUGAAAAGUAGAGGGGGAUUUUACUACGCACCGCUCCCCACUAUCUGAAUGCCUGGAACAGGCUAGCAUUUCCUCGAAUAAAAGCCGUCCCUCGAUUAAUCGCCCCACGGGUUAAUCGCCUCCCUCGAAUAAUCGCCGCCUCCCUUGAAUAAUCGCCCCCCCAUCCCUCUUUCCUUCUUCUCUUUCUUUCAUCCUUUCCCUGCCGAGAUAAAGUAUAGAGUCUGAUCCAGCAAAACUGAUCAGUGACAAUUCAAGCUCUAACGCCGAGGAUAUUGACAUUGAAAAUUAAUCAAGGAGCUAAAUUUGGAACUCUUAAAAAGCCCAUAUGUGACCAUUUUUCUUGUUCUAAUGGAAUAACAAAACAAAAUAUUUAGGGCACGACUUCCAGUGAGCAAUAUUUGAAGUAAUCGCCUCCCUCGAAUAAUCGCCUUCCCUCGAACAAUCGCCCCCUUUUUGUGCAAAAAUAAUAAUAAUAACAAUAAUCACCCGCGGCCAUUAUUCCAGGAAAUACGGUAAUCCCAUUUCUGCCACUCUGCCAUUCAUGGGUGCCGCAACAUCACAUGUAGCCUGCGAUCAGGCGAUUUUUAAAAAACAAAAAAAAAGCGCCUGAUCGCAGGUUACAUCACAUGUGACAAUCGUUUUUUCAUAACAGAAAUAUUGUAAAGGUUUGUACAGGGAUUUUAACGAUCAUUAUCUAGGGGUCAAAAAUAGUAAUAAAAAGGCAUGAGAAUUUUUAACCUUGUCUCCUUAUUUGAAUUUAUGGCGUUUUCUUAGAAAACAACGGCAGAACUAAAACUCGCUGAAACUGCACUGAAACGGCCAAAUAUGCUAAGAACACGCCAUAAAUUUAGACAAGGAGAGACGAGGUGAGAAAUUCUGAUUUCUAGUUAUUGCUAUUUUUCACCCCUAAAUAAUGAUCGCUAUAAUCCCCAAACAAACCCUUAUAAUAUUUCUGUUAUGCAACGAUUCUUACUUGUGAGCUUGGGGUACCUGUGCUGUAAUCGUGAAUCCCGACAUCUUGUUUUCUAAACAUGCUUUCAAUCGCCAAAAACGCAAGAAUCCGGGUGUUAGUUAAAACUCGUAGUGACAUUUUGGCAACCUUGUGCUUUGGUAACGUUAUACAAGGCGUUUUAUAAAUUCACGAUGCAAGCUAAUUUUAGAAGUAUCUGUAUGGGGUAAGCGUUACAGUGCUAACAUCUCAUCUCCAAUUUGUACCAAGGCGCUGAGUUUGGCAAGUGGGAAUUUCUUAUAUUGUUCUUUUUCUUAUUAUACCACUGAAAGCGAUAAAUUUAGUUUGUGUGUCGUCAUCUCUUAUUUGCCCUUUUGUAUUUGCCAAAGUGCAGGGGACGAUUAAACUAAUCCGCGGACCGAUUAAUCCCAAUAUCAACCCGACUGACGUUCAUUUAUCGGAAAUAGCCAUGUGUACAAAACUGUAUAAUUCUGAACUUGGAGUUAUUUUAUCUUUAGUUUUGAUUUAUAUGAACUUUUUAUCGUGAAAAGUUGAAAAAAACCGCAAAAAAUAUCGCAAAAUUAGAAAACCCGCGAUACAUGCUUUGACAUGUGGAAAGCUGAACUACUGGUUUCUUGCGCUCUGCAAAAAGACAACGGUGGGGUCACGUAAUAUUGUUGCGACAACUACGACAAGGAUUGUCUGGAAAAUCAGGAAACCGGAAUUAGUAUAGAAAUAGCUUGGAGACCACCGAAGACAUAAGAUUGUCUGGAAAACAGGAAACUGGGAUCAGGCAGGAAAAGAAAUAGAGAUCGGAUAGGAAACCAAGACCACCGAAAAUUAAGAUUUUCUGGAAAAUUAGGAAACGACAAAUCAGGAAUAGGAACUGAGUUAGGAGUAGGAACUGAUAUAAGAUAGUUUCUGGAUCUCCGUUUUUGUUUUUGGGAAGAAUGGGACAAAACUUGUAGGCGGCAGAUGUGACCCCAUAAAUACUCAUAUGUUUAUCCAUUUUAGCCCCAUACUCAGAGAUAAAUGACCGUUUUAUAUAUUUCCUUUUUGACUCACUGAAAUAAGCUGAAGCUUUGUUUUCGCGUUGUUGUUAUUCUUCGUUCUUUUUUUUUUUUUCCGGUUGUUGCAUGUAGGUUUGAUGCCGUACAAUCAAUUUCUAUUUCAAUAUUUGUGUCACCUAUUUGAGUUUAUUUAUUUAUUCAAUGCACUUUCCAACAAAAUGCCACGGUUGGGGGAUCGGAAGUGAAUGCAAUGAUAAUUGCAUACACGCACCAAUGUCUCUUUUUUUGUUUAUAAUAGAGAUGGGGAAGAAUGGCACAGAGUGCGACAAACUAUUGCUCCUAAAAUCAUGCGACCAAAAAUUGUUGAGGAAAACAUUGGUAACUUUAACGCCGUAAGCAAGGAUGCUGUAGCGAGGUUUGCCAAACUGAAGGAAGCCUGUAAACAAGAUGAUCACAUUCCUGACUUGGAAAAGGAACUGAAUCGAUGGUCCAUGGAAGGUAAGCUUAUUAUAGCAGUGUGGGUGCAGUGGAUGCCAUUUGAGGACUGAAAUAUAUCAUGCUGACACUGGAUAGUUAAAAUAUUUAAGCCCCUUGCUUGCUUGCCAAUAAAACUAUGUUCUGUACAAUGUGCAUUGGUAGGGGUGAGCUCGGUUUGCUAGGAGAACUGAACGACGCCAUUAUAAUUAUUUGCCGUAAUUUGGCCACUCAGUUACGGAGUGGCCGUUUAUUGAUAAUAACAAAUCAAAUUACACAGAAACCCGGAAUUAAAACCCCUUCCCAGCUCGGCCGAGCGACUGGACUCCUUUCGACUCAAGUUCGUUUCCGUAAGUGAUGAACGCGGAUCCGUAAUCAAUGAUUACCUCUAGUUCAUUAUAUUUCUAUUUAUUUUUUACGUUCCCCGCUAAUUCAUAACCAGCUGGCGCUGAUCAAAUUUAAAAGAGGUUUGGCGAUAUCAGUACAAUAAAGAGGGGAAGUCGUUACGUCAUGUUGCCAUGGCAGCAAAAUUUUUGGAUGACAACAAACCGAUAAAGCCACUUAAAAGUCUAUUCGCACCAUUUCAAACUUCACCGAUCUUAUUCAAUUUCAUUUAAUUUGGCAAAUCUUGGCGAAAUUUUCUUUGGGACCAUAUCUAUAGUUAUCUAAGUUUAGAAAAAGAAAGCGACAAUUCCUGUGUUGUGUUCACCUACUCCAUAAAGCGGGCUCGUGAAAUUAGGAAGUUUCAUUUCGUAGUGGUGAAACGACGGCACAGAAAUGUACAAAAUAGCGUGAUGCACGUGCAAAGUUGUUGUUUGUUAAUAUAAACAAAUUAUUUUUUGCCGCUUUCCUUGCCGUCGCCGUCGUCGUUGGUUUUGUUGUCGUUGUCAUUUUGUUGUAACGUGACGUCACACUUCUCCUCUCUAUUGCACAGAUAGCAGGGGGAAGGGACAAAAAAUUUCGAUCAAACUCGUGUGAUUUCUAUACAAAACUUAACCUUUUUUAUCCAGUCAGAAACGGCGAAACAUCAAUCUUUAAUACAGCCACACUUUGAUUAUUGCAACAUUGUUUGGGGAAACUGUGGGAUAACCUUACGGAAUAAGGUUCAAAAGCUACAAAACAGAGCAGCCCGUGUUUUGACCUACUCAAGCUAUGACGUAGAUGCUGGUCACCUUUUCAAACUUCUAGGGUGGAAAAACCUACCUUGCCAGCAACAAUUUCAAAGAGCUACGAUGGUUUACAGGUCUCUGCAUGGGUUGGCUCCAAACUAUCUUAGUUCUAAAUUUGAAAGGCGAGAAGUCGCAUAUAACCUAAGGGACUCUGAAAAUAAACUCAAUGUUCCAUUACCGCGCACAAACUAUUACAAAAACAGCUUCAGCUAUAGUGGCGCCAUUCUCUGGAACAGUCUUCCUUGUAACUUAAGGGAAGCAGAGUCCCUUGGGCAAUUUAAACGAUUACUCAAAGAACUGUAAGGCACGGCAUUCGUGGAAAGCAGCUUUUUUAUUUAAAUAUUUUUAUUAUAUUAGUAUUAGGCAUUUUUAAAGCUGACGAAUUUUGUACCGUGGAUAAAUAAAGAUUAUCUGUCUAUCUAUCUAAUGAAUAAUAAUUAUCUGUGUCAUUCUCUUAUAUGAUUUUCAUAUAUUCAUAACUUCGUCAUCAUCCUGAAUUGGUAAGAGCGCUGCACCAGUAUCGCAGAGGUCAAGGGUUCGAAUCCUGUACAAGCCUGAUUUUUUUUAGGCUUUCCUUUCCGCAACUGCAAAAGUUGCGUCUAUUACUGCGCUGAUCUUCUUUCAUAUAAUUCUUCACCCCGCGGUUCUCCGCGUAUAUUCAUAACUUCAUCGUUCUUAUUAUUUUCAUAGGUAUCGGAACAGUGGCAUUUGAUAGUCGGUUUGGAUUGUAUGAAGACGCGCCCCCUCAGGAAGCACUAGAAUUUACAAAGGCGGUCGACGACUUUUUUGAACUUAGCCAACAGCUUAUGUUGAAUGUCUUACAAAGAGUUGCCUCCCGGUAUAUGGACACACCAAUGUAUAAGAAGUUCUCUAAGGUUCAAGACACUAUCCUGGAUAUAGGACAGAGGUUUGUUAACAAGAAGAUGAAAGAGCUAAAAGAAAUGGCAGACAGAGGAAUUGAUCCCGCCGACGCCCAAGGUCUGUAAACGUAGUGGAUUUGUAAUUGCAGAAGCUUUUUCUCCUUAUACUAAAUCCCAUAUGUUGCUAAAUACAGAAUUACACGUAAUUAAAUGAAAUAAAAAGUAAACAUCGUUUUACAUGGCGCCAUCAAUUGCAUGUUAAAUCAUUAUAUUAUGUCCUAAAUUUACUGUAGUUAAACGUUUUCAGCUCGCAAGCUUUCUUCGUUGUAAGAAAAGCGUCUUUUGAUUUUCAGGGUCAUAACAUGGCUCAUGUAACGUUAUGAUAUGUUCUUUAUUUAUGUUUACAAAUAUCUUGACUGGAGUAAAAUACUGAUUUGUCACAGUAUUAUAUAUUUGUAAAACUGUAUUUAAUUCUCUUCAUGAAGUUGUUCCGGUGUUGUCAUAUUUGCUGAUGAAGGAGGAUAUUUCUCUAGAAGAGGUCAACGGCCAUGCAAUUGAUGUUGUGUUUGCAGGCGUUGAUACGGUAAGAAAAUUAGAAGAAACCAAAUACAGUUGAACCUCUACAAACGGUCACCUCUCAGGGACACCCAACGACAAUUUUUGGAAAAAUGAAUAUCUGUUCGGAAGACAAUUUGAUAUCUAGAAUUUUCGGAACAUUUGUUGUUAAAUUUCUUGCUUGCCUGCCUCUCCUAGGAUUUUUGACCAGCCCCCCCCCAAAAAAAAAAUGGUAUAAUUGCCCAUUUUUAACGGAUUUUUACCGUAAAAAGGUCACCUAGAAUUUUCGGGAGCCUUUUUCUGGCUGAAAUUUUCGAAAAGGUAAGUUUUGAUCCCUAUGAUUUUCGGAUCACUAGACUUUCAGCUAGCAAAUCUGAACAGAUGAAAAAUUUCUAGGGGAUAAAAAUAUGCCUAUAUCUACCGUUUAAAUACUAAAAUAGGUUAGACAAUGCUAUUUUUAAUUGGUUUUGAGCUAUAUUCUCGUUGGGUGCCCAUGACCUCUCCACAACGGCCACCUUUGUGCAACGGCCACUUUUUUGGCGGACAGUCCAUACAUUGAUUCUUUUUUUAACCUUUUAACAGCGGCCACCUUUUGAUUAUACAUAAUUUAUCUAUUAAUUAAUUAUAAUUAAUGUAUUUAUUUGUUUGUUUAAUUAUUUUUGCAAUUUAGAUAGUGAGUAAAUUAGCCAAUCACCUAACAGGAUUCGUAAAUUAUAUUUCCAUUUUAUACCAAUCGCUCGAACUUGAACAAACUGCUGCAAAACGUAGUUGAUUAAAUAUUGAAAGAACGAAGAGUAACUGUUCCCUUCUUUAAAAUGUAGACGUCAACUUCUACCGUCUAGUGCAUUUUUGCUGUCGAGGAAUCGGCUGUUAAACGCGAACGCUGAAUUGACUCGAUAAAACGCGGAAAUCUUGACUCAACUGUUCUCAACGCGAAAGACUCAAAACACAUGUGUUCAUUCCUCAUUGUCACGUGUUCAUUUAACUGUCAAUCAAAAUCGCGCCUAAAACCGGAAGCGGAGGCACCUGCUUUUAAACACAAAAAGUACAUUUAAUUUUCAUUUACCUAUCGCUCUAACUUGAACAAACUUUGAUUUUAUGUUGAUACAACCAACAACAGACGUCAACUUCUACUCUCUGGUGGAUGUAUAACUUAGCACGAUUUCCUGAAGUCCAAGAAAAGGUCUACCAAGAGAUACAAAGUGUUUUGGGGAAGGACAAUGAUGUCACACCAUCGCACCUCGCCAAACUACGCUAUCUGAAGGCGUGCCUUAAGGAGUCCAUGAGGUAUAGUAAAAGAGAUUUUACUUACACAACCAUAUUUAAUUCAGUCUAAGUAAAGGCUUAACCUGGGAUCCCACCCCCUCCCCCUCUACCCCCACCUCCGCUUCUCCUGCCUUCGCUUGACGCCGUUGAGACGUUUCAGACGAGAGACGUCUGCGUAUUAGGUUCCAAAAAAUCUUUAAAUUUAUCAAUAAAUUCAACAAUAUGACGUCCUAUUACGUUACUGUGUCAAUCAAGUUAUACCCACAAGCUGGGUUUAGUUUUAUCGUUCGUCUCCAGGGCCCGCGGAACAGUUUUUAAAGUGCGGGGGCCGGUGACCACCUCUUUUGAAGUGGUGGUGGUGGUGGGAUGGGGUGGGGGGUGGGGGCCGGUGACCACCUCUUUUGAAGUGGUGGUGGUGGUGGUGGUGGAGGUGGAGGGGGGGGGCGAAGGGGAGGGGCAAAUUUGGCUGUUCUCUCUUUUUGGCUGUCUAGAACUUUUAGAUUACUGAACCUUUCUUGAUUCAUUGUUGAGCGGAGUCAUGUUAAUAAAUUUCAAGCCGCUGAAAAGUACCUUUCUCUAUGCUGAAUCCACCACUAGAAGUUUGCAAAUCAUGAUAUUAAACGUAGGUUCCUGUAACCCCUUCAUUUUGUCUAGUGUGUCAUCGAAAUGCGUCAGAGACCACAUCAUCAGCCGAUAUAAUUCGUUUUAGGAAACCGUAGUUUGUGGAGUAGUCUUCAGAUUUAAUCGAAAACCUUCAUCAAAGAAGACUCCAUUCUGCAUCGUUGCAUAUGCUACAUAGCCUUGCCAGGGGCGGAUCCAGGAUUUUUUUAGGAGGGCGUGCACUCGCCUCUUGCUCUACUUCAACACCAAUAAACCACACAGUUUUUUUUUGGCAGAAUACCAGUUGUAUUAGAAAACCGCAGGUCAUCUCGGGGGGAAGGUGCACACCCCCGCACCCUCCCCCUAGAUCCGCCCCUGCUUGCUGGUUUGAAAACGCAGAAGCCUAGGACUAAGUGCAGUUUUGUAAAGAUAGGCGUCUUGAGGCUUACUACGCAUCAAACGGAUGGGAUCGAAACGGACCAAUGAUAAAUUUAGAUGCUGGAAGAUUCUUAUUCCAGCAAAGAUACUAUUUAAAUAUAUAAAAAUGUAUCUUACAGUGGAACCUCGAUGACGAAGUCUUUGGUCAAACGAACUUUUUUUUUGUACUCCAGUAAUAGUAACAUAUAAAGCAAUAUGAAAAAGAACCUCGAUAUAAGUUAACGAGCCUCGUUUUAACGAACAUAUUUUGCCAGUCCCUUGGCCCUUUGUUAUAUCGAGGUUCCACUGUACUUAAUUUUAUUUAUUUGUUUUUCAAAAAGGUGAGGGGGGCCCUGGCCCCCCCCCCCAGCCUCUCCCCCUGUGCGGGUUUGGUCUCGCGAUUAUCACUCUGAUAUUAAUCGCGACGCUUCGACCGCACUGCAAGUCUUCAUCAGGCAAUAUAUAGUGUCGAUUCCGAGUCGGACUAUUUGUACCACCGUGGUUGUUAGUGAUUGGUGUAUCACAAACCUCGCUCAUGAUUAAGGUGGCUCGAUACAGUUUUCCAGGGCCAAACAUGGGAGGUACUGACGUCGCGAUCAAUAUCGAAGUGACAAUCGUGAGACAAAUGAUAUAACUAAACCCUUUAUACGCAUUAUCCACGAUGAUUAAUAUCUUUCAUGACGAUGAGUAUAUUACUCUGUGUAAUUUUUUUUGACCGCAACAUGAGUCAGUUGAUGGUUUCACGUGUACAACUCACUUUGACUCUGAAGAUGACAUUUUUUCGUUCAAGGCUGACCCCAAGUAUUACAGGCAAUGGAAGGUUUUUGGAAGAGGAUGUUGUCUUAUCUGGAUACCAUGUUCCCGCGAACGUAAGUAUUGGGGUCUUCAUUCCGAUUCUCCUCUUAAGUUUCUUUUAGAUCAGUUGUCAUCACCACCAUAGUUAAGUAGUGUGGAGACAAUCCAGUUUUCAUGGGCGCAGCGUGAGAUUUUGAAGGUGUACGUACGGGAAGGAAAGGUAGAACACCGGAAAAGCUCCAUGUUAGGUGGGUGUGGGGAAUUAAUGCUCCGCCAGAAAAUUUUAAUAUUUAGGGUCUCAGAAAAGCUACUUCCUGCGUGUCGUGUAGGACAUUUUCAGUAACUAAACAAAUGAAGUAGUUAGUUGUUGAUUUUACCCUUGAAUUGUUCACGGAAAAAAAGAGUAAAAUAACGACGUCAUCAAAGGGGGUAACACGCAAAGGCCGGAAGAGACGUCUACCCUUCAAACGGGGAAACUCUGUUAUAAUGCCAUCAAUAUUAACUUGCUUGUGUUUGUGAAGAAUGACAAGAGAGCUUAAUCUCCCGUCUGUCAUGGAGCUUGGUAAAGGAGUUUUAAAGUCUCUUCGCCGCUGGUGGACGUUUCGCGAGGAGUAACGUCUGCGACUCAGCCACAGAAAUUCCACAAUGAUGACGUAAACUCUGUCCGGAAUCCGCUCAUAAACGCUGAUUAGACGACGGAGUAGUUACUUUGUUUUAGCUAUUGUUUACGAAUGACAGACAAAAGACAAAAGGCCAAAAAGGUCAAACGUAAACGCGAUGAAUCUACAGCAAAACAAUCAGUAUUUGUGCAAUAUAUAAUUCUCUAGAAGAAGCAUUUGAGUUUUGCUGGAGCUCGUUCGCAGAUGAACACAAAAUUUUACCAAAAUCGACCAGGAGAAAAGUAAAAUUGAACAAACUUUGAUUUAGGUCGAGUUACUCCUCGCGAAAUGUCCCCAGCGGCGAGGAGCGAGGAGAAACGGCUGUUUUCGCAGGCUACAUACUGCUAAAGCUACGCUCAUUUGUGCAUGUUGACACAAGAUAAGUCAACAACGUUAUCAAAGCAACGUAAUUAUACUCACGGGACUGAAUUAGGAUCAGAGUGAUCAGUCAUCCUGGCUUUGUGAUAAAAAUGCUUUCAGCAAAUAAAAAUAUACUUCUUUUUGCAUAUAUUUGCUAUAAGCACGGGCGUAUAUGGACGCUACACUCCUAGUUUUAAGCAAAGACGAGCCUUUCAACUGUGUUUUAACGUUUAAAUAUUCCAGCUUAUUAUGACCGAAGACGACUGAACAUAAACGCCACUGUAAUAUUCAAAAUUACUGUCGCCCUGAUCCGUCAUACUGAGGGAUCCGUGAAGAUAGAUAGAAUAAAUGCUUCUUUAAUUCUUACUAUUAUAAAUGAACUCUUACAGAGUCUGGUGAUAAUGGAGUCUUAUGCCACAACUCGCUCAGAGAAAUACUUCAAAGAUCCUUUGGAGUUUAAUCCCGAACGCUGGCUCAGAGAAAGUAAAGAGGCUCAUUCUUUUUCUAACCUGCAGUUUGGAUUUGGACCACGCAUGUGCGUCGGUAAGAAGAGAAGCUAUUCUGUCGAGGCGACUUCUUGUCAAAAACUUCGCCUUUAGCACAUGUUUACUCGCGUAUCACGUUAGGGAACAUGGCGCGCGCGCCCUUUAAGGGACGGACAAACGGGCAACAAGAAACAUGCAACUUGUCUUGCAACAUUGCCGCAAAAGCAGUUCAAUAGCGAUGUUGCGUGUUGUACCCCCUAUAUCAAACAAGUUGCACGUUUUUGUGCGCCAUUCGCGCGUGUUCCCCUGCCUAUCGCGUUUUCGCUUGCCUUCAUUCUCCUUUUUCCUUUCCUAUCAAACGUCUGCCACGAAGGACCUGGGGGGCACACUCUUAUAUGCUCUAGACAGGUGUGUGCUGCUGAACAGGGCAUGGGUUAGAGUGUCUUGAGUUGAAUAGCGAUUGUGCGCGUUUUACCACCCAUAUCAAACCUCUCUUGGAGCAAAUCAGGUUGUUAACAGAUUUGAGCGUGGGUGGUAAAACGCGCAACAUCUUUGCAAGUUUUUGUGCGUCCUUUUCACGUUCUCCCCUGCUCAUCGCGUUUUCGCGCGCCUUCAUUCCCCCUAUCCCAUACCCAUUUCAGUUUUCAAUCUAUAAAGGGUGAUUUAAUCAAGUAAAGAAUGUAAAAAGAAAGUUGAAUUAAAUUUUUUUUCUACAAUAAUUUGCAACUGUAAUUGUCAAACUGUCUAGUAACCAACCAUCUUUAUGGCACUCUUGAUCAACAUUAUGUGUAAUAUUUGCCCUUCCUGUAGGUCGUCGUGUGGCUGAACUUGAGAUGUACGUCUUUAUAUGCAAGGUAAGUGCUCCGUAGGUAGCAUCCUAACGCACUUUUUGUCUUUGUCUUUGAUGUCUUUAAUAAAUUCAAAAGAUGAAAAUACAUAUCUCAAGUUACAGCAAAUAAAAAAUAGCUGAGAGCUCUUAGAACAAUUAUACAUCUAUUUACAUCAAGGAAUUAUUAUUAUAACUGAAGAUAAGUCUGUUCACAGAGGACGAUGUGAAGCGCUUUGUUGCCACUAUAGGAUGAUAAAAGCAUGGUUUUCUUAGCGCCUAAUUGGUGAAAUUCCUUUCUAGUAUAAUCUUCACAAGGGGCGAAUUUUUUCUCAGUGCCUUUCUAAAAAAAUGGCAAUCUGAUCUUUCAAGCAGCUCCCUUAUAUUCAGUUUCCUUGACAUAUACCUGCGUUUGUGCACCCAUCUAGAAAAUGCUGUGCGUUGUUAAGAUCAGAAGAGGAGGCUCCGUACACCGAUAAACCAUUACAUACAAAAAAUUAGGCAUAACAGUUGACUGAAACAGAUAAUCCUGCUCCUCCUGAUUAUACCCCUCUUGCCGAAGCGUUCUUAUUUUAACUAAGUACUUUAUAUAAUACCCAGAGAGUGAGACCGUCAUUUCUUCAUAAUUAGGCUUCUUUAGAGAAUUGUUUCCCCAGUCGCGAUGCGAGGCAAGGAGAGUCAUGUUCUAGUGAAAACAUUCCCAUUCCGUUGACACGAAUUCGUCGAUGAGAAUUUACCAAAAGCUACAAUAGUCGUCACAUUUGAUGAAGCAUUUACGUUCACUCCAAUUUUGAUCAAUCAUGUAUUUUCUACCACUGGGGAGGGGGAGAAGGAGUAAUGCUCAUGACACGGCUUCCCUCAGGGGUAGGACCCCAGGGGUGGGGGAAUUUAACAAGACAAAGUCCCCAGGUUCAAGCGAUUCUCAAUGGAAAAUCCCGCCUGAUAUCUUCCUCAUAUUGCUGGUUUUCAGUGUCACUCCAUUCAAAAUAGAUCAAAAUAAAAAUCAAAACCGUUGAAUAGAUAAAGUCCAGAAUGUGGGAAAUGAAAGGACGUACAUAUACAAAGACCCUCGCCAAGAUUCAGGUCAGAGGAAUAUUUCGUAUACGAGAUAUCCGAAGAAAUGUUUUACCCAAACUUAUAGAGAUUUGUAUGGAGACGCCAUGCUGGUGCUCACCUAAUUGAGCUCCAACAUGGCGGACGGAAACCAACAGAAACAUCUGUUUCCGAGUUUUGGUACAAAAGCGUGAAUUUAUUCUUCGAGAAACUCAUAGACAUUAAAGUAAUACUUUUUCUAAUACAUGAACUGUUAAGAUAGCAAAAUUUCCUGAAAUAAGUCAUUUUUUUAACCUACACGACAGCUCUCUUGGCCGUCAUGUAAAUGCCGCGUCACGCAAAAGCUUAGAAAUUCAAGCGUACUCUAUCACAAAACCAAGAACCCUUUUGAAGCGAAAAUUUGUAUGAAAAUUAGUUUUCAGCUGCUCUAAUACAUCGUGAAAGUAAAAUCUCGGUAGGAUCGAUAGUUUUUUAGUUUGAAUUUUAGUGACGUCAUGUGAAAACCAACAAUAACUUGGAUUCAUUUUAUUGAGAGGACUUUUUAUGACAGUCUGUAUGCAAUUUGUUUGCGCAUGAUCCUAAACAAAGAUAACCUGCACUGCAGACGCGCGUAUUUCCGGUCGUCGCUUCUCUCUCUCCGGAGGGAGAGAGAAACGACCGGAAAUACAUCUGCGGUUCGCAGGCUAAAACAAAAUUUUGAAUUCCCCAUCCCUAUUUCGCUUGAAGUUACAACAAUGUCGUCAGUAGUCCCUUCCCUAGGGACAGGGAACCCAAUCCAUCCCUUUGUUUUUCCUAAUUUUUUUCCCUGAUUGGCCCAUUCUUGUCCCCAGAGCCCGUCGUUUCUUGGACACGUGUGAUUGGCACGGCGUCCUACCUUAGGGGGAAGCCGAUGACAUGCGCAUAAACACAGACAAAUUAAAUGAUAUAUAAGUCGGUUGAGACUGUGUGUGAAACUGCCCACCUACCACUCCCCUAAGCCAACAUUUUGCCCUAAGUGAGAAGUAAGUGUAAAUGUUGGCUUAGGGGAGGGGUGGAUGGGCAGUUUCCCUUAAAAGUAUAAUGAUCCCAGAGUUUCAGGCUGGGUUGUUCAAAGUAACCCAAGGUUGGAGCGAAAUUUGAAUCCAGAUAUGCAAGUUUUUAAAAAGUAAAUUCAGUUUAAUUCUUUUGGUCAACAAGUGGAUGUUUGGAUACUCUUAAAAAUAACAGAGAAAAUUAUGCGAUAAAAUGCUUUUGAACACUAAAGAAAAAGAAACCGGGGUUAAAUUUAACCCUGGAUCAAGCGCUAAUUGGCCUUCGAACAACUGGGCCCUAGAGGGUACAUAAAAGUGUAGCCUGCUACGAACCCAGACAUACUUCCGGACGUUGCUUCUUUCCGCCCUCAAAGUUACUUUUCGGGUAGAGAGAAGCGAUGACAGGAUGCGUCUGCAGCGUUCGCAGAAUCAAUGCCUCUUAUUCGCCAUUUCUCUUUGUUGCAGUUACUUCAGAGGUUUCGCUUAGAGUAUCAUCACGAGCCACUGGAUUUGCGCCAGAAGCUGCUUACUGUUCCAGAUCAACCGGUUAAGAUCAAGUUUGUCGACCGCGGUUGAUUGUACCCUGUUUCUUUGUUGUUCGUGUUAGUAGUCAGUGAUGGUAGUUUUUUAACAUUUUUUAACUCUCGAACGUCCACGCAAAGUCAUACCCCCACCGUGGUACAAGGGGAGGGGGUUGAUGGAACCCCCUCCCCCCUUGGGUUUUUUAUAUGUUGCAGUAUUUAGGGGUGGCGAAUGGUACCUCGAAAAACGUGGGUCUCGGAAAAUUUUGGUAGGAUCUCGAAAUCUCGGAAGCGUUUUUGAUAAGUCUCGAAGUAUCGUUUCUUCAUGGUUUGUUUUUACUUUUUAUGAGUCUCGAAACUUUUUACCAAAAAGUCUCGGGCUCGGAUUUUCUAACUAGGAUCUCGGCGUCUCGGCGAGUCCCGGAUUUUACCAUUCGCCACCCCUAGUAUUUCGAAACGAGUUUGCCUUCAGUGGAAAGCCUUUCAUCUUCUCUACAAGAUGAGGUAUGUUUUGUGGGUGGUGGCGCUGCUGGGGGUCUGUGACGUCACCAAACAUGGUCGCCAUCUUGGAUUUUUCAAGAAUUACAACUCAGGUAAAAAAAGGGAGAAUUAAUAAUUUUUUGCGCCUAACAUGUAAAAAACACAUAAAUAAUUACUUUGCAUUAUUUUAUCCACAAGCUUUACUUUUAUUCCCGUAGGAAGUUGAAAACUUGCAUGCAUUUUCACUCAAAAUUGGCUUGACUACCUGCUACUUAUGACGUCAUAUCUCGUACCCAUAGUAACUGACCGCCACUAAACUUGUCUCAGAAUGCGCGCGAGGGAUAAACAAACAGCUACAGAAAACUUCAGGUGCUGAUGUUUUAUCGCUCAGGAGAAAAAAUCAGAAAAACCUUAGGGGCCUCCCUUGUACGUCCGAGGGCUAAUCGAGAACUUUUCGAAUUUUUUUUUUAUUAUUAGAUAGAGUUGCUUGAGAACUACCUUUUAAAAAACAUGGCUGAAAGAGAUGUCAUUUCUACGGAGACUUAUGGAGCUCAAAAGAUUCUUUGAUGCUUAUUACUUUCUGAAUUGAUUGUUAACAAGUUCUGCCACACAUGUCACGACACCAGUCAAGUGAUAAUCACGCAAUUCACUGGUAUUUACAAGAAAUCGUACUUUACAGCGUCGUUUCUUUUUGGUUGUAAAUGCUUCCAAAAGGGGUCAAAAUUAAAAGAUCUUGUUUGUCUAGUUUGUUUUUGUGUGUCUCAUCAAUAGGAAAGAUGACUGCCCUUUCCAACUGUUUACAAGACCACAAGAGGUAGCUUUUCGUUUCGUAGCUUUUUUCCUUAUAUGCGGUAUGAUUUCCGCCAAAUCAGUAUUCUUAAGUGGUAUUCAAAACAAAGAUACUUAAAGGUUACGGAAAAUACUUAUCCUUUUCGUAUAUAAAGAACUAAAUUAUUAUGUUACAUUUGCUAAGCUGACUAGACUGUUCUGAACGCCUGAAACAGGCUACUAGAGAGGAAAGUAGACUAUGUCUUUGUGAAUCAGAAAAGAAUUCGGGGAAACUGCCACUUACCCAACCCUCCGGUCCUCAACAUUUUCCCGUGGUAGAUAGGGCGUUUUUUCGGGAUGUUAUAAAUCAUUUAAAAAUGAAACUCACAUUAUUGUUCAUUAAAUCUUUGUAGAGGGAGGCAUCAUGUUCAGUGGAAUAAUGAAAAAAAAUAUAUACCUGACACUAAAAGGAUCGGAAAUCAUUCUAUAAAGAUAUAAGACGUCUUGUGAUAAUAUGCGUCGUACAUGUACAUAUUGUUUUGUAAGUAAUGUCACCUGAGGUACGAUUAGUGUAUAAGAUUAGAAUACUGUUAGUAUUGUCUUGUUUUAAAUAAGUACAGUC